Messenger RNA from Emys orbicularis (European pond turtle), 1716 nucleotides. RefSeq names its product WEE2 oocyte meiosis inhibiting kinase (gene WEE2). The transcript has 11 exons. Gene Ontology annotation, biological process: mitotic cell cycle; regulation of meiosis I; protein phosphorylation. The coding region runs from base 1 to 1716 and encodes 571 amino acids. Gene Ontology annotation, molecular function: ATP binding; non-membrane spanning protein tyrosine kinase activity; magnesium ion binding. The record is from RefSeq and is a predicted model, not a curated record. Lineage: Eukaryota; Metazoa; Chordata; Testudines; Emydidae. Gene Ontology annotation, cellular component: cytoplasm; nucleus.
AUGGAUGACUGGGACGAGAGUGAUGAACUUAUCCAGAAACUGGAUUUUUCCAGCUGCGCUGAAGAGAAUGAGAUGGAAGAGGACAGUAGUAUACAAGAAGAGGCUCCCCAAAGUUCAAGCCCCCAGAAGAGCUGGGAUUUUCAGAGUUGGAGAGUUAACAGUUCUCUUGCAGUAACCCCCAAAAGAAAAGUUGGUGAUGUGUCUCUGACUCGUACUAAAACAUGGGUGAGUCCCACUGUGGACUCUGCUUCAUCCUUGAGAAAGAAUGCUGGUCCUGCCUGGGAAUGUCCUGGGACUCCACUGCAUUACGUCACCUGGAGAAAACUGCAGCUGUGUGACACCCCGCACACUCCCAAGAGUCUCUUAACAAAGACUGCUUUUCCUUCAACCGUGGGAAAAUUCCCCUCCAAAGGUCCCCGGCACUUGAGAUUUACUCCUGGUGCUGAUCCAGAUGAUUCUGCCCAGGCUUCGCUGGUCAACAUUAACCCAUUUACACCAGAGUCAUAUCGACAGAUGCUCUUCCCUCCCAAUGGCAAGAGGAAAGCUAGAGGAGAGCUGGGAGAUCCCACUCUAAGCGGGGGCAAGGUGGAGCAGGGGCUGCCAGCCAAGAGAUUUCUCUUGAGAGAGAGCAACAUGGUUUCCCGCUACAAGAAGGAAUUCCUGGAGCUAGAAAAAAUUGGGGUAGGAGAAUUUGGCUCUGUCUACAAGUGUAUCAAACGCCUAGAUGGAUGUGUGUAUGCUAUCAAGCGCUCGAAGAGGCCUCUGGCAGGAUCCUCAGAUGAGCAAAUGGCAUUGCGGGAAGUCUAUGCCCAUGCAGUGCUUGGACACCAUCCCCAUGUUGUGCGCUACUACUCCGCUUGGGCAGAGGAUGAUCACAUGAUCAUUCAGAAUGAACACUGCAAUGGUGGGAGCCUUCAAGAUGCGCUGUUGGAAAAUGCUAAGACUGGGCGCUAUUUCCAAGAAGCAGAGUUAAAGGAGAUCCUGCUGCAAGUUUCCAUGGGGCUAAAGUACAUACACAGCUCUGGCCUGGCACACAUGGACAUCAAACCUAGUAACAUCUUCAUCUGUCACAAGCUGGUGACUGAUGGCUCCGCUGCUCAGGAAGAGAGCGACAGUGAAGAUGAUGGGUUCUCUUCCAAUGUGGUGUAUAAAAUUGGUGACCUGGGCCAUGUGACAUCAAUAACUAAUCCCCAAGUGGAGGAGGGAGACAGUCGUUUUCUGGCCAAUGAGAUUCUGCAAGAGCAAUACUGCUAUCUGCCAAAGGCAGACAUCUUUGCCCUUGCAUUAACAAUGGCUCUAGCAGCAGGGUCAGGACCACUGCCUCGCAAUGAUGCCAUGUGGCACCAUAUCCGCAGGGGCAACCUUCCACCAAUCCCUCAGCAGCUCACACAUGGCUUUCAUGGACUCCUUAAGCUCAUGGUUCACCCUGACCCAGUUGCAAGACCAUCCGCCACGGCUCUUACUAAACACCCAAUUCUUCGGCCCUCUCUUGGAAAAGCUGCACAGCUCCAGAAGCAGCUAAAUGUGGAGAAGUUUAAGACUGCCAUGCUGGAAAGGGAACUGAGAGCAGCCCGUCUUGCUCAGACCUUCAGGAAGGACCAGUCCUUGGGAUGUGCCAGACUAGAGUCUGAAACCUCUUCCAAACAGAACUGCAACAAGCGCCUGGUAGGAGGGAAGAAUUCUCGCUCAUUCAGCUUUACAUGGGGGGGUUACUGA